Peronospora belbahrii is the source of this 939-nucleotide messenger RNA. Lineage: Eukaryota; Oomycota; Peronosporomycetes; Peronosporales; Peronosporaceae. The record is from the annotation of a GenBank genome assembly.
AUGCGAGACUCCGGUGGCGACCUCCAUCGAGCACGAACUGUUCUGAUUAAGAUUGGGACCGAAAUUGUGCACUCACCUGAAGGUCUUUUAGCUAUGGGACAAAUUGGAAACAUUGUAGAGCAGAUUGCAGUGCUCCACAUGAGAGGACACAACAUUAUCCUUGUCUCGAGCGGUUCUGUGUCCAUUGGAAAAAUGGUCCUACACCGACAGUACUUGCUUUCUGGAUCGAUACAGUCACAUCUUGGGGGUCAAGUAGAAGAUAACGCUCAGUUCUAUGAAAAAGCGUGCGCCGCUGCAGGGCAGAGCGGGUUACAAAGUCUGUAUGAGAUGCUGUUCGCCCAGUAUCACUUGGCGUGCUCGCAGGUGCUGGCAUCCGAUGCUGACUUUAGAGAACCGCAAGUCCGAGCCAAUUUACAGCAGACAGUACGUGCCUUGCUGGAUGUAGGCAUUAUCCCUGUAAUUAACGAGAAUGAUGUCAUUACUCGGCGCACCACGCCACUGAUGAACGAAAACAAGAUUGCAUGGGACAACGACUCACUCGCGGCACUUUUUGCUCAAGAGAUGAUGGUAGACUUGAUGGUCGUACUGACGGACGUGAAUGGCAUCUAUACGGGCACUAAAGACGACAAAAAGCUGAUUUCAAGAUUUCAGCGUGGAGACAAACAGAUAAUUGUUGCUGAGAGUCGUGUUGGAGCUAUUGGACAGACUGAUAAGCUAUACUCUUGUAUUCGUGCAGUAGACAGCGGUGCUGUGCGUGCUGCAGUGGUUGCUAAAGCGGAGCAGGGAGUGUUGCUGCGUAUCAUUAACGGGGAGCAAGUUGGCACACUUUUUGUGGCGGAUGGAAAGCCUAUUGGCGACGCUGAAGCGGAAAAGCAGCAUAUUGAUCCACUGUAUUCCGGCAUUGCCCCGCGUGACCGUAAUUCAAUGAGUAAGCUGUAA